CCUUACUUGACACACGACCGACUCUGUUAACGUUUCAUUGAGCGAUCUCCACCCACUUCUGCAAGCUUCUGCGUCCCUUCAACUCGAGGGCUUAUAGCUAUCACUCUUUUUCCACCCUCAGGUCCUCCCUCAUUUCACUCGAAAGAAGCUUUCAGUCAUGGGUCAAACGCUCUCUUCACCUUCGACGACUAAAACAUCGGAGUCUGGGCAGGAUGGCCGUUUCAUGUAUGCUAUUUCUGAGAUGCAGGGAUGGAGGAUCACUAUGGAAGAUGCCCAUGCGAUCAAGUUGGAUCUAGGCGAAUCCUCUGAAGGCUCAAACGCCUUUUUCGCAGUUUAUGACGGACAUGGAGGCGGAACUGUCGCGAGAUAUGCGGGGCAAAACCUACAUAAGCGAUUAACGACAGAAGAAGCGUACCGGUCGAAAGACUACGAAACGGCUCUGAAAAGGGCAUUUUUGGGAACGGAUGAGGAUUUGUUAGCAAAUCCUGCUCAUGCCCGAGACCCAUCGGGCUGCACUGCGGUGGCCGCGUUGGUAACUCAAGACAAAAUUUAUGUGGCGAAUGCAGGAGAUUCGCGGUCCGUUUUGAGCUCCAAAGGCGAGGCUUUGCCCCUAAGUUUUGACCACAAGCCGACAAAUGAAUCGGAAAAGACACGUAUUACCGGCGCUGGAGGUUACGUUGAGUACGGCCGGGUCAACGGGAAUCUUGCACUGUCGCGAGCCAUCGGUGACUUUGAAUUCAAGAAAAAUUUAUCGUUGUCACCAGAAAAACAAGUCAUCACAGCAGAUCCGGACGUGACUGUUCACGAUCUGAACGGGGAGGACGAAUUCAUAAUUCUAGCCUGUGAUGGUAUCUGGGACUGUUUGACAUCCCAGCAAGUAAUCGAUUUCGUUCGCCUACAGGUGUCGGAGGGCAAGGAGCUCACGGAGAUCGGAGAGAUGAUGUGUGAUCAUUGUUUGGCACCUGAUACAUCUUCCGGAGCUGGUAUUGGAUGCGACAAUAUGACCAUCCUCAUAGUUGCCAUUUUACACGGGCAAACGAAGGAGGAGUGGUACUCAUGGAUAACCGAUCGCGUGAAGAAUGGUGUUGGCUACAAGACCCCGACCGCUAUUCCCCAACUCUACGCGCAGAGCCGAUUAAUGUCCUUCAAAGCACGGCGGGAAGCUCAAGAAUCUAGAGAGCGACAACGAGAUGAAUUGGAUGAUAAUGGCGUUAACGCUUUACUAGCCAAUGCUGGACUGUCCGGGUUCGCUCGAGUGCUGGGUCCGGGUACCUUCCGAAGUGCGAUUGGCUCAGACAGUGCUAAUCUCAUGUUUGGUGGCGGUGAUGAUAGCGACGACGACGAGAGUGAUGAGGGCAAUAGUUCAUUCUUCACGAAAACAUUGGGGUUGGGUGCCGAAGAUCCAGAUCAUCCAGAUCAUCCAGAGCCUUCCGAUCCGAUUCAACACCUCAAAUCUCAACUUGACCAAUACGAAGAUUGGGAGGACGACAAUAAUCGGCACGACUCAAAGGACGCAAAUCACAAUUCUGGUUCCGAAGAUGUGAAGGACGGUGACCCAACGACAUUCGCCGCCGUAUCUGGGGGUGAAGCACCGCUACCACCGAAAGGUCAUCCGAAUGGCAUUACAAAUCCGGACUCACCUGUAUCACAGUUGAAGUCAGAACCUGGUGGCGACAAAGCGGAUCCUGUUGUCGAAGCUGAGGGUCUCAUGGAUACGAGUGAGGAUCCUACAAGGGUGUAGCCGCACUGUAUCACUAGUCUCAAUAUGUACUUUCCUGUACCUUACCCAUCUCUUUACCUUGGUGUUUCGUUUGUUUGGGUCGUUUCCUUCAAGAAUAUUUAUUCGUUUCUAUACCGCUGUCUCAAUAUCCUGCCAUGUAGCUCACUGUACAUCAGCCGGUU
Molecule: messenger RNA, 1902 nt
Organism: Marasmius oreades (fairy-ring Marasmius)
Lineage: Eukaryota; Fungi; Basidiomycota; Agaricomycetes; Agaricales; Marasmiaceae
Exons: 10
Coding region: 158-1741 (527 amino acids)
Biological process (GO): protein dephosphorylation
Molecular function (GO): protein serine/threonine phosphatase activity; cation binding
Source: RefSeq, a predicted model, not a curated record